ACAUUUGUAUUGUAGAUAGUUGAUAGCUUAAUGUGAUUGUGUGGGAGAACAGGAAAAACAAGGAAACUUAAGUGGAGAUUUACAUAUAAACUUUUUAUUAUAUAGUUCGAGGUUUAUACUAAUUCAUAUAUAGUAUCUCAUUGAAAAUGAAUAUUAUCUCUGCCUUUAGACUGAGAAAACUCAAAAUGUUACCUAUACACUGAAAUAGGAAGUCGUGUCGGAAAUGUAAAUAUUUAGAAACUCAAACGAUAAAAACAAGUGCAAUAACUCAACAAAAGUGAAUUGUGUGACACAAAAAUCAACCCAAUUAAUAUGGUCAUAGUGAUUUCCAUAAGAUUGUAACAAAUGUGACAAUGGAGCCAGAAAAACCAUUUGCCUGUACCCUACCGGACUGUGGCAUGACUUUUACAAACGAGGAUCACCUCCAUGUACACACCAAGAAGCACGACAUGGUGCUGCAGCUGGGCAUGGAGCAAAAGGUGGCAUUUGUUGCUGAUCAAACCCCAACACCCACGAGAUUCAUCAGGAACUGUGAAGAGGUGGGCCUGUUCCAGGAUCUACAGAAUGUCAAUCCAUUCGAUGAGGGCUUCAAGAGAGCUAUGGAGACUAAACAUUCCUUGUCCUUGGAGACGAGUGCCAUGGACGAUGUUCUUCACACGCCACACCUGGUGCUGCCGCUGGAGGCCGGGGACUGCGCCCUCUACACCAACAACCAGCGAAACAUCACUAUCAGUCGAUCCUCGAGUGACGAGUCCGGAGCUGUCAAAGAAUACGAAACAACAACUAUAUCAAAACUAACGAAUGAAGUGACGACUAUAAGUAGAGUCGUAGGAAAAGACGUUCUGGACAGAGUCACGACCACCGAUGACGUCAUAGUGAGACACGAGGAGACCGCGAGGAAAGACGGCUUCAACGAAACAUCCGUCUCUUACACGAACAACGUGAUAAAAAUACACAGCAACGUGGAGAUAAGAAAGGACGGGCACAUAGACAAGACGCACGAAGCGAAGGACGGGAAGAUGGAGAAAAUACCGCCCAUCAUGAGCCAGAAGUCAUUAGACUUUGUUGUGGACAGUUUGAAUACAGAAGAGAAGAACAUGAAACGGGCCAAGAAGGACAAAGACACAGAGGAUUACGAAGUCAUCAUAAAACUACCCAACGGGAAACAUGUUAGAAUGAAAACGGUAGAGGAAUGCGAACAGAACGCCAAGGAGAAGCUGAGCAGUGUCAUAAGGAACAGAGCCAAGACACCGAACGUCGUGCCUCUCACGGCUGGGACGCUGAUACCGGUCACCAUAGUGAGUCCGCCCCUCGCACACAACCACAUACCGAAAAUACCGAUCGUACCCAUCACUAACGUCAAGACCAAUUACAAGCGAGUCAAGAGAAAAGUCGGCGACAAAGACGAGGCGAGGAGCGACCGGGGACCGGACGACAAAAUAAAACAAGGACUCGAGAGUCGGAGCGCCGCCUCCAAGAGAUACAGAGAGAGAUUAAAACAGAGUAUGCAUCAGCAGAGCGUAGAGAUGCAGCAGCUGAGGGAGAGCAACUCCCGCCUGGCAGCAGAACGAGCUGUGCUGCAACACGCCCUGCUGCAACACCUCAGGACCUGCCCCGUGGGACAAGACUUGAGGAACGUGCAGGAGAAGCUACAGAACGCCAGCCAGUUUGUAAAGGACGUCAAUAACGGAUAGCACUUUAAUAAAAAAUCGUCCGCUGUUUACA
Messenger RNA from Danaus plexippus (monarch butterfly), 1725 nucleotides. RefSeq lists its product as uncharacterized. The transcript has 6 exons. Lineage: Eukaryota; Metazoa; Arthropoda; Insecta; Lepidoptera; Nymphalidae. The record is from RefSeq and is a predicted model, not a curated record. Gene Ontology annotation, biological process: regulation of transcription by RNA polymerase II. The coding region runs from base 354 to 1694 and encodes 446 amino acids. Gene Ontology annotation, molecular function: cAMP response element binding; DNA-binding transcription factor activity, RNA polymerase II-specific.